This is a messenger RNA of Homalodisca vitripennis (glassy-winged sharpshooter), 1010 nucleotides long. It is a transcript of the gene APC10, whose product is annotated as anaphase-promoting complex subunit 10. Bases 390 to 947 code for a protein of 185 amino acids. Gene Ontology annotation, cellular component: anaphase-promoting complex. The transcript has 4 exons. The record is from RefSeq and is a predicted model, not a curated record. Gene Ontology annotation, biological process: anaphase-promoting complex-dependent catabolic process; protein K11-linked ubiquitination. NCBI's taxonomy places the organism in Eukaryota, Metazoa, Arthropoda, Insecta, Hemiptera, Cicadellidae.
AUUUUUAGGUUGACUGACACUGAAAUGUUUACGCAUUUGCUAGGUUAAGUUGGAAUACUAUUUUUUUAUAUGAAUGUGUAAAAUGUAAUUACAAGCUUUAUGUCGUAUAGGCUGUAUUUGUAAGUUUUAAGAUAGAUAAUUUCUGUGCAAGCAUAAUUCGCCUGGGAAUGGGCCUGUCGUGAUGGAAUGAAUAUUUUGAUCAAUUGAAGUAGUAAGUAAUCCAAUGCAGUUUGGGAGAAACUAGGCUAAAUAUAAUCUUGACUACAAUCAAAACCUAAAUAAUCUUUACCUUACCACAGCCUGAUAUUUAUAUUCAGUAACUGACAAACGCUAAGAGUUAACAUUUUUAAUACUAUAAUUAAAAAUAACGCUAUCAAGUUUUCCAAUAAAUGGCUGCUAAAACUAACGGUAAAAUGGAUCCAAUAAAAGAUGAAAGAACCGGUAAAGUGAGAGAAGUAGGAACUCAGGCAAUAUGGAGCCUUUCAUCUUGCAAACCUGGUUUUGGAGUAGACCAACUGAGGGAUGAUUGUAUGGAUACUUACUGGCAGUCAGACGGGCAGCUGCCUCAUUUAGUUAACAUUCAGUUUAGACAGAAGACAACUGUGUCAGACAUCUGCAUUUACACAGACUACAAGCUAGAUGAAAGCUAUACACCCAGCAGAGUUUCUAUACGAGCUGGAACAAAUUUUAAUGAUCUUCAAGAAGUGGAAGUGAUAGAUUUGAAUGAGCCAACUGGCUGGGUGGUCAUCCCCACUAUCGACAUUCGUGAGAGACCAAUCCGAACAUUCAUGAUCCAGAUAGCCGUAAUAAGUAAUCACCAAAAUGGCAGAGAUACACACAUGCGACAGAUAAAAAUUCACUCACCUGUAGAUACUCGUUCUCUGCUAGCCAAUGAUAUUGGCAACUUUGUAACAGUGGAAUGUCAACAAUUUGCUACUCUUCGUUAAUUAUCUCUAAGCAAAUCUAAUACUUUGUACAAAAUAAAUUAUAAACUUCUUUAGUAUAACUGA